AUGCAGACUGCCGCAAAGAUCUUUGUCAUUUCAGGUCCUUCUGGAUCUGGUAAAUCAACCUUGCUCAAGCGCCUUUUCAAUGAUUAUCCUGACACCUUUGGCUUCAGCGUAUCACAUACCACUCGCAAGCCCCGUCCUGGAGAGGUCAAUGGCAAGGACUAUCACUUUGUAGAAAAGGCCAAUAUGGAGGAAGAGGUAUCUCAGGGAAAGUUUAUCGAGAGCGCCACCUUUUCUGGAAAUAUGUAUGGUACUUCUAUCAAGUCAGUUGAGGAUGUUGUAGCCACUGGAAAGGUCUGCAUGCUCGAUAUUGAUAUGCAGGGUGUCCAGUCUGUCAAGAAGACCAACCUCAACCCUCGUUACAUCUUUGUCCAGCCUCCCAGCAUGGAGAUCCUCGAGCAGCGUCUCCGUAGUCGUGGAACCGAAAAGGAGGAUGCCAUUCAGGCACGUUUGGCUGCAUCCAAGCAAGAGCUUGAAUAUGCAUCACAAAAGGGUGCCUAUGACAAUGUCAUUAUCAACGACGAUCUUACAAGUGCCUACCAAGCAUUGGUCAAUGCUAUCUUUACCAAGGCUUAA
Molecule: messenger RNA, 573 nt
Organism: Phycomyces blakesleeanus NRRL 1555(-)
Lineage: Eukaryota; Fungi; Mucoromycota; Mucoromycetes; Mucorales; Phycomycetaceae
Exons: 3
Coding region: 1-573 (190 amino acids)
Biological process (GO): purine nucleotide metabolic process
Cellular component (GO): cytosol
Molecular function (GO): GMP kinase activity
Source: RefSeq, a predicted model, not a curated record